Molecule: messenger RNA, 993 nt
Organism: Symbiodinium necroappetens
Lineage: Eukaryota; Dinophyceae; Suessiales; Symbiodiniaceae
Source: the annotation of a GenBank genome assembly
AUGACUGAACUUGAUCAAUGGCUGUCACAAGUCAGCGAAGACAUUAUUGAGCCGGAACGGCCCAUUGUAGACCCACAUCAUCACCUCUGGCGACAGCCAAACUGGACCUAUGAACUGAGCGAACUCUGGGGUGACACCGACAGCGGUCACAACAUCACGCACACCGUUUUCCUGGAAUGCGGCUCCAGCUAUUUCAGUGAGGGACCAGAGCACCUGCGCUGCGUCGGAGAAACAAAUUACGUGGCUGAAAUUGCACAAGCAUCAAAACAGGACCCUGCACGCGCCACCAUAGCAGCGAUUGUGGCUAAGGCUGACCUGGAUAGUCCACACCUCGACGAGGUGUUAGAUGCUCAUGAAAAAGCAGCGCAGGGACUGUUUCGCGGUAUUCGCCACGCAGGUGCCAGAGAUCCACACCCUGAAGAUCUUACUAUUGCCGGACGCGCCCCGGAGGGUUUAUACCAGAACGAAGCUUUCAUUCGUGGCGUACAGCGCCUGGGUGAACGUGGCUACAGUUACGACACCUGGCACUACCAUCAUCAGAACCCAUCAUUCUGCACGCUGGCAAAAGCUGCGCCGGAUACAACGAUGAUCCUGGACCACUUUGGCACCCCGUUAGGUGUCGGCAUCUACGCAGAUCAGCGCGAGGCCGUUUUUGAACAGUGGCAGCGGGAUAUUGCCGAAAUCGCAAAAUGUCCCAAUGUGGUUGCCAAACUGGGAGGCCUGGCCAUGCCGGACAAUGGCUUUGGCUGGAACCAGCGCGCCACCCCGCCAACGUCUGAUGAAUUUGUCGACGCCCAGGCACGUUACUAUCACCACACGAUCAAGUGCUUUGGCCCUGAGCGCUGUAUGUUCGAAUCCAACUUCCCGGUAGAUCGCCUGUCCAUCAGCUACCACGUACUUUGGAACGGCUUGAAAAAGAUCGCCAGCCGCUAUAGCCCAGCCGAACAGGAUGCGCUGUUUCAGGGCACUGCAAAACGCAUCUACAAACUGUGA